This is a messenger RNA of Danio rerio (zebrafish), 2561 nucleotides long. The record is from RefSeq and is a predicted model, not a curated record. Lineage: Eukaryota; Metazoa; Chordata; Actinopteri; Cypriniformes; Danionidae.
GGUGAUGACAAAUGAUGGAAAAAUUGUAAUUCUGGAAAUAAAAUAGUUAAUAAUUCUCUCAGAUCUUCACAAAAGGAGUGGACCGCGUAUGUUAACGGAGGCGGGAGCGCGCAACAGUAGACGCGCGCGCCACACGGGAGCGCGCUAUUCAGCUUGAAAGUCUCAGAACUGUUCAGUCUCACUGAACACUGACUUGUCAUCUUCAUGGAGUUUCCCUCAGGAAGAAGAAGAAGAAGUCAUUGUGUUUUUCGGCUUCAAAGAUGCGCGGUGUUUGGAGACUCCGGCGGGGAGGUUUUUUUUUUCCCGCCGCGCGCUGAAGUUAACGCUCCCCUGAAGGGAUGAAAACUCUCCUGUCAUCUUCGGCAGCGGGAAAAGCUUCACACGAUGACUUCAGACCUGUUGCUGCUUCGCCAAAUGUCCUCGAUCUGACCAUGGUUACCUGCUUCAAUACCUCCGGCUCCAACGGCACGACCGUCAGCCCGGCGGAGGCUCCGUUUCCCGGCUACACGAUGGUGAUUCUGGCGAUACUGAUGGCAACUCUGGUGGUCGUGGUGGUGGUGGGAAACGCGCUGGUUAUUCUCGCUUUUGUCGUGGACAAGAGCCUCAGAAACCAGUGCAAUUACUUCUUCCUUAAUUUGGCCAUCUCAGACUUCCUUGUUGGAGCUUUCUGCAUCCCGCUCUAUAUGCCCUACAUUUUGACGGGCAGAUGGAUGCUGGGUCGUGGACUCUGCAAGCUGUGGCUGGUGAUGGACUACUUGUUGUGCACGGCGUCUGUCUUCAACAUUGUCUUAAUCAGCUAUGAUCGGUUCCUGUCUGUAACCAGAGCUGUGCGGUACCGAGCCCAGCAGGGCGUCACGCGUCUGGCAGUCCUCAAGAUGUUGGCGGUCUGGGUUUCGGCAUUCCUCCUCUACGGCCCGGCGAUAAUCUUCUGGGAGCUGCUGGUGGGCGAAAGCAUCGUUCCAGAGGAUGAGUGUUUCGCUGAGUUUUACUGCACGUGGUACUUUCUGCUCUCAGCAUCCACCUUUGAGUUCUUCUCUCCAUUCAUCUCAGUGGCCUUCUUCAACUUCAGCAUCUAUCUCAACAUCCAGCGCAGAAACCGCAGUCGGAUGGCGCACGUGGAGGCGGAGAAAGAGGACGGCUGGAGGGUUAUCGACGGACAAACUUCGUCAGUGUUUUUCGUUAAAACACGUAAAGUGUCGUCGAGUGAACCGGCGGCGGUUUCUGCCGUAAUCGAAGACGACGAAGAAGUUUCGCCAUCAUCCAGUGGUGAUCCCAGCAGCACACAUUCGGUUUCUUUAACGAUGAAGACUACGAUUAAAAAACGAGGGUUGUUCGGGGGUUGGGUUCGGACGCGGAUUAUUCGAGCGCAGGAAGUGACGAAUCCCUGUGCGCCUUGCCGAAGCGGCGGACACGCACGUCUUUCUAGAGAUAAGAAGAUUGCAAAGUCGUUGGCGGUUAUUGUGUGUGUUUUCGGGGUGUGUUGGGCACCGUACACACUCCUGAUGAUCAUAAGGGCAGCCUGCAGUGGUAGCUGUGUGGAGCAUCAUUGGUAUGAAGUCACAUUUUGGCUUCUUUGGCUUAAUUCGGCCAUCAAUCCCUUCCUGUAUCCACUGUGCCACAGCAGCUUUCGGCGAGCGUUCGCUAAGAUCCUGUGCCCAAAACGGCAGUCUGUUCAACCGCACGAGGAAAGCCCUUCAUGCCCAUGACAGUCUGACAGGGAUUUUAACACUGGAUAUUGAAGGAUCAAGUAAAACGUUGACGCACAAGCGAAUGAAAAACCCCAGUUUCAUUAUUUUAAUGGUGUAGCAUGUUUUGUUCUUCCUGACAUAACUCAUAGUUGAUCUUUUAUUCCAGUUCAGCACAUCCACGAUGUUGUUAAACAUUCGCCUUUUGUCUUGACGAAAACGAAGGGAUUAGGGCUGUGCAAUUUGACAACAUACAGUGGUCAACAUUUGAAGACAAGAACGGGUGUUGUUCGAUAGACAACUUUGAUGGUUCACUUUUAAUGUUGACUACUAUAUACAAUCGUAUUGACCUUAUUCUUCACGUACGAGGAGACGCCGCCAUUACAAUCUUUUUGGCUCGAGACUUCCGCUCUCCUUCACUUCCAUGGUUUUUAGACGUUAAAGGCAGCUCGUUGUUGCAAACUGAUAUUUUCUUCUUAUAUUAUUUUAAUUUUAUGUAUAGUCAUGAACACAAUUGUUUGUAAAGGAAGAAGCCGUCUGUUAUUAUUUCUAGUCAUUUCACUUAUAGGAAACUAAAUCGGAGGUUCUAAAACCUACAUAGGCUCAUUCUGAAAACGUAGCCCUAUAUAAUUUUCUGGAGAUCGUGAAUUAUAUUGCUAGAGAUAUGCAUGGCUGCAUUUUAUCUUAACGAACGCUAUGGGGGCCGUAUGACGGGAUAGCUUUUCCGCUCUUUCCAGUUUGUUCAGUAGCUUGACAUGUACAUCAGCAGACUUGAAAUGCAGAGCGGUGUUGACCACGACAAAGGGGUUCGAAUCCGGUGAAUAUCGGUUCCAGAAAGCAGGCGAGACAAAAACAAAAGCUAAAAAAUAAUAUAAA